Molecule: messenger RNA, 694 nt
Organism: Raphanus sativus (radish)
Lineage: Eukaryota; Viridiplantae; Streptophyta; Magnoliopsida; Brassicales; Brassicaceae
Product: heavy metal-associated isoprenylated plant protein 21
Exons: 3
Coding region: 87-536 (149 amino acids)
Molecular function (GO): metal ion binding
Source: RefSeq, a predicted model, not a curated record
CACACACACUCAUACACAUAAUAUAUAUAUAUAUAUUGAUAUCCAUUUGAUCAUAUAUUAAUACAUAGUUUUUGGUGAAGAAAGGAAUGGGUGCAUUUGAUUAUAUCUCUAGCUUCUGUUCUUAUACAUACUCUAAUGCCAAAACCAAGCGUAAGCCAUUGCAGACAGUGGAUAUCAAGGUGAAAAUGGACUGUGAUGGUUGUGAAAGAAGAGUUAGAAACGUGGUUCGUCGCAUGAAAGGCGUGAAAUCAGUGGAGGUAAACCGGAAACAGAGCCGGAUAACGGUGAACGGUCACGUGGACCCAAACAAGGUGUUGAAGAGAGUGAAGAGCACAGGGAAGAAGGCAGAGUUUUGGCCUUACAUACCUCAGCAUAUGGUCUACUACCCAUUUGACACUGGCAUGUACGACAAACGCGCUCCCGCAGGCCACAUCCGCAACCCCACACAAGCGUUUCCAGCUGCAAACACACCUGGUGAGAACUACGUUUCACUCUUUAGCGACGACAACGUCCAGGCCGCUUGUUCCAUCAUGUGAAAUUGUGCGAACAAGAUACAUGUUAUGUGUAUUUUUUGUUGUGUGUCUUGUUAUACACAUCUACUUUUGGUAUUAUUCUCAUAUAGUAAAGGUAAGGCAGAGUCUAUGUAACUAUGGAGACAAUUUUCGAACGGAAUCAAAGCUAUAAAUGAUACAAA